Messenger RNA from Bombus pyrosoma, 1785 nucleotides. Its product is annotated as juvenile hormone esterase-like. NCBI's taxonomy places the organism in Eukaryota, Metazoa, Arthropoda, Insecta, Hymenoptera, Apidae. The record is from RefSeq and is a predicted model, not a curated record. The transcript is spliced from 8 exons. The coding region runs from base 17 to 1627 and encodes 536 amino acids.
UUAUUCGUUUCGCGGUAUGGCGCACGACAACACCGUGGUACGCGUGAAGCAAGGCCAGUUACGUGGCGUUAUCGAGGAAAGCCAUUAUGGUGACCGGUAUCUCUCGUUUCGUGGUAUCCCAUACGCGAAGCCGCCGGUCGGGCCGCUUCGAUUUAAGGAUCCAGAACCCAUAGAGCCAUGGACAGGUGUAAGGGACGCUUUAGAGUUCGGCAACUGUUGCAGUCAGAAGGACAUGUUGUCGCACGAUUUCGUGGGAGACGACGAUUGCCUCUACUUGAACGUGUACAGACCGAUGAAACCGACAUCGACGAAAAUGUCGGUGAUGGUAUGGAUCCACGGUGGUGCGUUCAUGAUGGGGUCAGGCAACGACGAGUAUUAUGGGCCUGUGUACUUCAUGCGGAAGGAUGUUAUUCUGGUCACGAUUAAUUACAGACUCGGUGUUUUGGGUUUUCUGAAUUUGGAACACGAAGUCGCGCCGGGUAAUCAAGGUUUAAAGGACCAAGUGAUGGCCCUGAAAUGGGUACAGGAAAAUAUCUGCAACUUUGGUGGAGAUCCCAACAACGUCACUAUAUUCGGAGAAAGCGCUGGUGCCUCGUCGGUCCAUUACCUAACUUUAUCUCCAUUGGCUCACGGAUUGUUCCACAAAGCGAUUAUACAGAGCGGAGCGGCGCUUAAUCCCUGGGCCAUUAUAAGCGAGAAACCGAGCAAGUACGGAUUCGAUUUGGCCGCAAAACUUGGCGAAACCUCGAAGGAUCCUGAGACUGUGGUCGAGUUCCUGAGGACGAUAGACGCAAAAAAGCUCGUGGAUAUCGAAACUAAGCUUCUCACGCCAAAGAAACGUUACACUACAUUCGGAAUGUUUGUACCAGGCGUCGAUGACAAAUCUGCAAAUCCAUUUAUGCCUCAACAUCCGGCGGUAAGGGCUAAAGCGGGUAUUCAAGUACCUCUUCUUAUAGGUUUCAAUUCAAACGAGGGAAGCAUGCUCUUGAAUAUAUUUCGGGGAACUGAUUCCGCGGAAUCUAUCCGAGAGGUGAACGAGAACUUUGAGCUGGUAAUCCCCGAGGAGACGAAGAUUUACUUAAGCAAGGAAGGAAUCAGUUCGAACGAAGUGAAACACUUGUAUCUGGGCGAUGAUGUACUUAGCGAGAAAACGGCGCAUAAAUAUGCAAAUUAUUUGAGCGACGUGAUGUUCCUUCAGGGUAUUCACGAGGUCGUCAAUGUCCAGAUGGAAACGAACAACCACUCUACGUAUUUUUACAAAUUCACUUACGAUCCAGAACAGUCGAUAAUGAAAGCGACCUUUAAUAUUACUCUGCCAGGAGCGACACACGCGGAAGAGUUGCAGUACUUGUUCUAUGCGAAUUUAGGGAAAAAGAUGGGCAUAGAACCAUUCAAAGUUGGAAGCGAGAUGUACCGAAUGAUGGAGUGCUUCACUCAGAUGUGGACAGACUUCGCAAAAACUGGGAAUCCAACACCAAAGACCACAGAGUUGAUUCCAACGACUUGGCAGCCAGUCAUUCAAGGGGAUAAGUAUAUUUAUAUGAAUAUUAACAAGACGCUCAAAAUGGAAAGCUGCAGUAAAGAGGGACAGAGAUUCGAUUGGAAGAAAAUAAAAAACAAAUUGUAAUAUUCGAUCGCAUGAUUUAACAUUUAUGAUCAAACUAAGAUAGCAGGCCUAUCUCGUCGAUAAACCAACAUUUGAGAUAUUUUAUAUUCAUUAUUGUAUUCAUAAAUAUUCGCACGUGUAUUAUUUUUGAAGCAAAAAUAAAAUACUUUUUUUACGAA